Molecule: messenger RNA, 420 nt
Organism: Eriocheir sinensis (Chinese mitten crab)
Lineage: Eukaryota; Metazoa; Arthropoda; Malacostraca; Decapoda; Varunidae
Exons: 2
Coding region: 1-420 (139 amino acids)
Source: RefSeq, a predicted model, not a curated record
AUGUCUGCUGAGGGUGGACGACGCCUCUCGCCCCGCGCCCUGCACCGCCAGCCGUCCCCCGCCGAGCCCCUGCAUGCCGCCGCCGCCGCCGCCCACUCACCUUCAAGCUCUCAAGUGCUCGGGCUAGGCGGCAUCUCAAGGCCUCCUGGCGUAUUCGUUGUGCCAUAUGAUGUACUGCGUGACUUCAGCCACAGCAACGGCGGCAACGGGAACAGCACCGCCGACAACAGCACCAACACCAACAGCACCAACACCAACAGAAGCACCACCAACAACCGCAAUGCCACACCAACACCAGUACCAUCACCACCACCGUCAACAGCACCACCAACAGAGCAACGGCUUCAGCACCAGCGGCAGCACCAGAAGCAGCUAGAGGCAGUCAUUAUCGUGGGUAUGGAAAUGGGUGACUUUGAGUGA